This is a messenger RNA of Saccostrea cuccullata (small rock oyster), 750 nucleotides long. RefSeq lists its product as uncharacterized. The transcript has 3 exons. Bases 1 to 738 code for a protein of 245 amino acids. Lineage: Eukaryota; Metazoa; Mollusca; Bivalvia; Ostreida; Ostreidae. The record is from RefSeq and is a predicted model, not a curated record.
AUGUCUGCAUUUGUGCAUCGAGACAGAAUUCAAAAUUGCUACAAGGAAACCAUUAAUGAUCCAUUCGAUGAAUUAACAAAUGAAAUGUUGCAUAAUACUGCAGUGUCGAACAGCGUACCGAUGGAAUUUUUAAUUCCUCCUUUUCUAACUGGCAUCGCGCAUUUCCUGAACAAAUCGGAAAUUCGACCCUGGGGAAGCUGGACCCAACCUUCAAUCAUUUAUUCUGCGACGGUCGGAUUCACUGGAACAAACAAAACAGCAGCUAUGGGUGCUGUCCGAAAUGCCAUUGCCGAAGUUGAGAGUGCUACUGAAAUAUGCGACAUGAGGUUUAGAAUGAAUCAAUCUGCUACAGUUAAAUCACUAUUAAAACAGCUGAACAACGACAGCCGGCAAAUUCAGCUGUGGGAUGAGCUCAAAACUUGGCAGAGCAGUCUCGGGCUGUACAAGACUGGUUCCGCAUCCGACUACGAUACGACUAUAUAUCUGACAGCGUACAAUGGCGGAACUUUAAAGAGACAAACUUGUAGCAGUAACAUCUCCAUUCAAAAGCCUGUGGUAAAUAUCUGUGGAAUGGCGCAUCCUGGGGAAAUUUGCAGGUGCCUUGACGAGGAAAGAAAAAAUGCCAACUCUAACGAUGGUUUAUACAGCCGAUUCCUCCUUUGCAUGCCAAAACCGGAAUUCAGAGAUGCGGAUUUAAAUGAAGAAAUCUUACCUAAUACCCCUAGUCUGGCCAGGUAAUAAGAACGUACA